Molecule: messenger RNA, 1251 nt
Organism: Fusarium pseudograminearum CS3096
Lineage: Eukaryota; Fungi; Ascomycota; Sordariomycetes; Hypocreales; Nectriaceae
Exons: 3
Coding region: 1-1251 (416 amino acids)
Cellular component (GO): RNA polymerase II transcription regulator complex
Molecular function (GO): DNA-binding transcription activator activity, RNA polymerase II-specific; transcription cis-regulatory region binding
Source: RefSeq, a predicted model, not a curated record
AUGUCAAUCGAUAAGGCGGAUCCUGCGCAACACCACAACAACAACAAUCAUCUCAAUGGCCUAAACGGUCACCCUCGGGACGAGACCGACUCUCUCGUUGGCUCAAGCCCUGAAGGCGAUCAUCACCCUGCGAUAACCUCUGCCAAUGCCACCCAAGAGCCUCAGCAGCCUAAGCGCAAGGGCGGCCGCAAACCUAUCUAUGCGACUUCCGAAGAGCGAAAGCAGAGGAACCGACAGGCUCAAGCUGCUUUCCGUGAACGUCGAACUGAAUACAUAAAGCAACUCGAAGAGACCAUCCGUGUUCAUGAGUCCAACCUCCAUAACCUCCAGGCGGCUCACCGCACUGCUGCCGAUGAGUGCUUGAUGCUUCGAUACAAGAAUUCGCUUCUUGAGCGUAUUCUUCUCGAGAAGGGAAUCGAUGUUCAGGCCGAGCUUCGCGCAAAGACUGGUAGCCCCAACCUGGGACCUACUCAUAUGCCUCAGAACAUAGUUCAGCCGCCCCCAAUCCAGCGUGCUAUUAUGAACCGACAUCACCAGUCUCGUCGAUCAAACUCGAAUAUCGCUCCCAAGGCUGAGCCUGUCCCGGUACUACCACCUCCGCUUCAACCACACUCGAAUGCUGCCUCACCCAAGAACCGGCCUACCCCAUCGUCUCACUCCAACUCGCCAAGCAACACCGGUUCUGCCUUCUCACCCGCCGCUUCGGAUAACAUGUCGAUGCGAGGUUCCAUGACAAGCAUGUCGCGACAGAUGCCUCAACAGCCACAUCAACCACAGCAGCAGCAACAGCAACAGCAGAUGCCCCAGAACACCCAGGCCCCUCGACCUUCACUGAUGCAGAACGGUAGCCGAGGACAGGCUGGGUCUGGAGCCUCUUACUAUCCUACACCGGCCUUCCAGAACCACAUCGAGCAGCUUGAGCAAGAAUAUGAUGCUCAAGCAGAUAUGAUUGAUGAGCCUGAAAUUGAAACCCCAGCUGGUCAUGGAGGAUACCCUUCCGGCUACAGCGGCGAGAACCAACAGCCCAUGAUGAUGUCGCCUGCCUCUAGCGGACCUGGACACCAGAUGACACCAUCCCACGAGCCCGUUCAGCAACAGCAACAGCAGCCUCAGACCAGCCACUCACAGUAUCCGUCGAUGACUCAGUUAUUGGACCAAAACGGCCUCGACUGGGAUCCCUUUGGUUUGAGUGCCAGCAUGGCGUUCCCCAACGGGCAGCAAUUUCAGUUUGAACAAGCCAACAUGAGAUGA